AUGGAGCUGGUGACCUAUGAUGAUGUGCAUAUCAACUUCACUGAGGAAGAGUGGAAUUUGCUGGAUUCUUCCCAGAAGAAUCUCUACAAAGAUGUGAUGCUGGAGACCUACAGGAACCUCACUACUAUAGGAUACAUUUGGGAAGAACAUAAUAGUAAAGAACAUUGUCAACAUUCUAGAAGACAUGAAAGAACACAUACUGAAGAGAAACCCUGUGAAUGUAAUCAGUGUGGUAAAGCCUUUGCACAGCCCUGUAAUAUUCGAUUGCAUAAAAUAACACAUACUGGAGAGAAACACUUUGUAUGUAAUCAGUGUGGUAAGGCCUUUGCUCACCACAGUGCUCUUCAAAUACAUGAAAGAACACAUACUGGAGAGAAACCCUAUGCAUGUAAUCAGUGUGGUAAGGCCUUUGCUGAAAACAAAAUUCUUCGACAGCAUAAAAGAAUACAUACUGGAGAGAAACCCUAUGUAUGUGGUCAGUGUGGUAAGGCCUUUGCUCAACAUGGUACUCUUCAAUUGCAUAAAAGAACACAUACUGGAGAGAAACCCUAUGAAUGUAAUCAGUGUGGUAAGCCCUUUGCUUACCGCAGUGCUCUUCAAGUUCAUGAAAGAACACAUACUGGAGAGAAACCAUAUUCAUGUGUUCAGUGUUGUAAGGCCUUUGCUCAACACAGUAAACUUCAGUUGCAUAAAAGAACACAUACUGGAGAGAAACCGUAUGCAUGUAAUCAGUGUGGUAAGGCCUUUGCACGUCAUGGGCAUCUUCAAUUGCAUAAAAGAACACAUACUGGAGAGAAACCUUAUGCAUGUAGUCAGUGUGGUAAGGCCUUUGCUGAACACAGUGCUCUUCAAAUACAUAAAAGAACACAUACUGGAGAGAAACCCUAUGAAUGUAAUCAGUGUGGUAAGGCCUUUGCUGAAAACAGUACUCUUCGACAGCAUAAAAGAACACAUACUGGAGAGAAACCCUAUGCAUGUAGUCAGUGUGGUAAGGCCUUUGCUCAACACCAUAAUCUUCAAAGGCAUAAAAGAUCACAUACUGGAUAG
Molecule: messenger RNA, 1047 nt
Organism: Chionomys nivalis (European snow vole)
Lineage: Eukaryota; Metazoa; Chordata; Mammalia; Rodentia; Cricetidae
Product: zinc finger protein 431-like
Exons: 4
Coding region: 1-1047 (348 amino acids)
Biological process (GO): regulation of DNA-templated transcription
Source: RefSeq, a predicted model, not a curated record